Molecule: messenger RNA, 2103 nt
Organism: Klebsormidium nitens
Lineage: Eukaryota; Viridiplantae; Streptophyta; Klebsormidiophyceae; Klebsormidiales; Klebsormidiaceae
Source: the annotation of a GenBank genome assembly
AUGGUAAACGAGAGGUUUCUCUACCUGUUGACAUGGGUCGUUUUGGUGGGCUUAAUGAUCAGCGACCUCUCCUCGAGGCGACAUCCUGCCCCAGCGAAGGCGGGCUUGGUCGCCCUUUCGGUGCCUCCUACCAGGGACUGCGAGCAGCGGCUCAAGAUGAUCACUGCGUGCCACGUGGCGGGGCAGGCGUGCUGCCACGUGUUCCAGGAGGCCAACGCGAGGGGCUGCUUCUGUUACCUGGCGAACUUCUCCGUGGAGGGGGCGAUGUCCCUGACGUCAGCCGACGUCGCGGCUCUCGCAUCGACCUGCGCGGUCCCCUACGUCAGCGUACCAGGUGCUGACACGUGUCCCUCUGCCCCGCGCUCGCGCUUCCCGGCGGCCCACCUUGAGAUCGUCAUUCUGUUCGGUUACGUCCGCACCCCGGCUCUUGGCGCGCGUAUUCACACCUUCCUGGCGCCGGUGACUUCGCGUUUCGCCCGAGGCGUCUGGUCGGAGGUGGGAAUAGGCCCCGGACGCGGUUUGGGGGAUCCCUCUGGCGGUCCGUUUGCUGGUCACACAGCCCAACGAAGUGCCCGGGGGAUGCUUCCGGGCCCAGAGGCUGAAUUGAGAACGAGCCUUUUGGAAAGCGCGUUGUGGAGCUUGCCGCGGGGACCGUUUCUAAACGGGAAGAAGCAAUUUGAGACGUCUGCGGAGCAGUCCAUGGUUCUUUCUUCCGGUGCGGUUCGGCGCAAAGACGUCGGUGAGAAAGCGGUCCUUCCGAUCCUCCCGGAGCAAGAUUCCGUUGCCGGGGAGGGUUCUCGAGCAGAUGAAGAGCGGAAGGAGCGGAAGCGGAGGCUGGCUACAGGGAGCUUCGUCGGAGGAGCGGACUUGCUGAUCAGCGACGAGUCUGGCAGCUCCGGCGGAACGGUUUCAUCGGAACGGAACGGGGUGUGGCACAAGGGCACGUUUCAUGCCGCAGAUAACCGUGACGUGAGGUUGCGAAAAAAGAGAAGCCCAUCGAACGAGGCAGACUUUGAUGUAGCAACCGUCGAGGCCUUGAUCCGAAGCGAGUUUCUUGGGGACGUGCUUCCCGAACGUGACGUUUCGACCACGAAGUCGCCGGACUCCGCGAAGACAGAGCUUUGCACCGGAGGGGAUUCCGCUCGUUUCGCUCGUUCCGCUCGUUCCGCUGAGCCCCUCGGCGGUGGCAAAAUGGAUACUCUUCCUGACCUGUCGUCCCCGUCAGCCAGAGACGGGGGCAAUGAGCGGAUUGACCGAGAACCGAAUGAGUUGCAGCACGGGCCGUUCACAGUAAAGGACAAAGGUCCUUCGGCAGACGAACUAGACUGGGCUUACUUUGCCAGUGUGCGACAGUUGCAGCAAUACCGGCAGCAUACGGACGCUUUUCUGGCACGCCAGGGGUCAGUUCCGGACGCGCAGGAGAGCGGAAGCGGAAGGCAGACGGACGGAAGCGGACGUCCGGAACCCGCGGAGGAGCCCACUGUAGAUGAUGAGGAUUCACAAAUCGCCCGGGACCCUCGCCUGGAACGUCUCUCCAACGGGCCGGUUGCGGCCUUACGCGCCCAGUCAUCCGCCCGGGCAUCAUCAACCGACUUACUUCCGAACUUACUCUCCGACAAAAAGCAGCCCGGUAGGAGCUCCCGGCUUCCCUGGAUCGCCCAAGUCGACUCCAAUUUUCCAAGCGACCUUCCGCUUCUCAAACCGACUUCCGCACAGAAGUCUCCGCUUCUCAUCGCACUCAAUGCUCCAGAGGACUCCCCCUCGCCCCCAGAAACCGCUCCCCCACCCCCCGAGUUCUUCCCCCCUCUCGUUCCGGAACCACCGCCGCCAGCCCCCGGAACGGAACCCCCUCCCUCCUCCUCCCCCGGAAACCAGUCCCCCCUCCCCCACCUGGAGCUUCACCCCCAACUCCUCCGCCCCUUUCGCCCCCCCCUCCGCGCGCGCAACCCCCUCCCCCGCGUGCGCAUCCCCCUCCCCCGCGUGGGCACCCCCCUCCUCCAGCGGGAAAGCCUCCUCCCCCGGCCGCCCCUGCGCCUGCCCCGGCUCCGUCGUCUGCUUUUAGAAUUGGUCGGGUUGAUUCAUUGUCCUUAUGGCAAGUCCUAG